This is a messenger RNA of Colletotrichum acutatum, 1965 nucleotides long. The transcript is spliced from 3 exons. NCBI's taxonomy places the organism in Eukaryota, Fungi, Ascomycota, Sordariomycetes, Glomerellales, Glomerellaceae. The coding region runs from base 352 to 1737 and encodes 461 amino acids. The record is from RefSeq and is a predicted model, not a curated record.
AUCUUCGGUUGACAGCGGAGGUCACCGGCAAUCACCUCGGCUGCCACCCCCAUCUACCAGAAGUCUGGAACCCUCUUGGUGCGACAGUCGCGGAGAUGAGAGCGAUGCCUCCAAUCAGGGUCCAAAUUGCGUGCUCUGUUUGCAACGUCGCGCAGUACCCAGCCACGUGGGUGUGGUGUUUCUCAUAAAUUCUACUCGGCAAUGAUGACAAGUUUCUGAAAUCUUCACGACGGAGCUUCUUGUUUGGGUAACUCUUCUCUUUUGGACUAUAUCUCUGCCAGCGAGUCAGCAUCCAAAGUUGCCCAUAUUGAGGAGACUGUUACCGCUCGAGAAGACAGGCCUCCAUCCAAGAUGGCUGAAAAGGCUGACAGCGUUUCCGAUACGGCGCAGCCCGUUCAGCAAUCGGAAAAUGUCGACGCGAAGUGGUAUCGAACACCAUUCUACAAUGCCACGAUUCUUGGCAUGUGUAGUUUUGCAGCCCCAGGUCUUUGGGGUGCGAUGAACUCUUUGGGUGCUGGUGGUGCUCAAGAGCCAUACCUCGUUAAUACCGGAAAUGCACUCACCUUCUGCCUCAUGAUCAUCUCAUGCUGGCUCACAAGCUCUGUUGUCAAAUAUGUCGGCAUCAAGGGUGCCUUAGUCAUCGGCACAAUCGGGUUUGCUCCAUACAGCGCAGGCCUGUACCUUAACAACCGUUACGGCGUCGAGUGGCUCGUUAUUCUCGGCGCUGCCUUCUGCGGCGUCUCAGCUGGUAUUUUCUGGGGCUCGGAAGCUGCUAUUGCCAUUGCAUAUCCUGAGCCUCAUAACAGAGGGCGCAUGAUUGCCUACUGGCUCACCUGGACUCGGGUUGGGCAAAUCCUCGGCGGAGUCAUCAACCUUGGCCUGAAUGCGGACCGCAGUGGAGCUGGCAAGGUGUCGUACAAGGUUUAUCUCAUCUUCAUCGCCUUACAAGCUUGCGGACCUUUCGUUGCAAUGCUUUUGAACAAGCCAGAAAAGGUCCAGCGAGCCGAUGGGAAGCCAGUCCAGCUGACCAUUGCCGACAACCCAUGGCAAGAGAUCAAGGCUACGACCAAGACGUUCCUCACCCCCAAAUUCCUGCUUCUCGUUUUGUGGAUCGGCCAGGGCGUGUACUCUGAAUCGAUUUUCUUCACCUACAUCGCUCUGUGGUUCUCUGUUAGAGCCCGUGCUCUCGGAUCACUUCUCUCCGGUAUCGUCGCAGUCAUCGCUGGUAACCUCCUCGGACUGUGGCUCGAUCAGAACCAGAUCGCUUUGAAAAAGAGAGCUCGCUGGGCCUUUGCAGUCAUUAUGACUCUCCAGGGUGCCUGGUGGCUAUGGUUGACGAUCAAUGUCACCGAGUACCGUCGAACUCAGCCUACGCUCGACUGGAGUGACCCAGGAUUCGGCAGAGGCUUUGGUGUCUUUAUCUUUCUGGUCGCUGGCUUCCAGUUGAACUACAACUUUGCGUUCUUCAUAAUUGGACAGAUCUCCGAAAACCCCCAGGAGACGAUCCGCCUGUCAGCACUUCUUCGAGGCACAGAGUCAGCCUGGCAAGCUGUCAGUUACGGACUGAACGCAAUCCCAAUUUUCGCCUUAGUCGGCGGACCGUACAUUAACUUUGGGCUUUGGUUUAUCUCGAUUUACCCGGCUUGGCUGGUUGUCAGACAUUUCGGCAAUGAUGCAAGGAAGACUGAUGCAGAGACAGUCACUCAGUCGGAGGCGGUCCACGAAAUUAAAAGUUGAAGGGGAUGCGGGGCACUGCUGAUUGUUGGGCAACAAGUUAAGCUGUAGCUUGACAUGAGGUGCUACUCGUCCACAUCUUGAUCGAUCCUCUGGCUACUAUCCACAAAGACGUAGUCAUGAAUACAAGAAUACAAUGUAUUACUUGGGUAACAAGUCCUCUCACUCUUUGUCUCUCUUUGUUCUCUAGUUGCAACCUUAAAUGCGUCGAUGAUAAUGUGAUGCUGUUGG